Microthlaspi erraticum is the source of this 1380-nucleotide messenger RNA. The record is from the annotation of a GenBank genome assembly. NCBI's taxonomy places the organism in Eukaryota, Viridiplantae, Streptophyta, Magnoliopsida, Brassicales, Brassicaceae.
AUGCAGAAAGAGAGCUUGGAUUCAGAUGUCAUUCUCAGUAUAACUGAGUAUCUCUCCAAACAUGGCUAUGAAAAAAUAGCCAAUGACCUCAAAGCAGAAGCAAAAAUCAAGGCUGGUAAUGCAGACAAAGAUGAUUGUUUUCCUCAGCCGGUCCAACCACUUCUUUCGAAUCCGCUACUCACGAAAUUCACUGGAACAAAAUUUACUCCAGGCCCUUCUGUUCUCGCCAAUCCGUUAUUUCUGUUGUUACAGAAUAUGGACUCAAGUACCGAGAAAGAUGAUGUGAUAAGUUUCUUCAAAGAAGGCGCCGGUGUUACUGUUAAACCUGAAGCUAUAACUCUCGUAGUCAAAGGACCCGAAAAGAAUACCUGCUCCUCUGUUGAAUUGCCUGGGUUUGAAGGCAUAGCAACAAAAGCAGGCCAGGUUAAGUUCGAAUCUUGGGAGCUUACAAAGAAGGCAAUGGGCUUGCAUGGCAAGUUUAUGAAAGUUCGUGGUGUUGCUAUACAACGAAGGAAUGAUGCUGGUAUGGGUCGUCAUGUUUAUAUCAGCUUAGCUGUAAACGAUCUGCGAACAGUGUGUGCUUAUGGAUUCAAGAAAAACGAGCAUGGAGCACGUGAGGCCGUGGACAGAGAAACGAUUAGAGAGAUGGUCAGUGAAGAAGAUGGCAUUGAGAUCAUCAGUAGCAUUUCUCCAGAGGACGCAAUGAUGGAAUACUAUCUGCUUCGAAUGUCUGAAAUCGUUGCAUUCAAAUUCAGACAAGAAGGAGGAAAGGUGAUCGUGCGGGGAAACUGUUCUGUUAUUCUCAGUGCGAUUUCAGGCCUCUUUGAGGAGGUGUGGGAAGACAUAACAAGUGGUGAAAGGGUCACACUGCAGUUGUUUCUUCAAGAAAUUGUGAACCAUAUCUGCGAGAGCAUUACUUCUUCCUCGUGGGCAAGCAAAAAGAAGUCUGGGAAGGCAAUUUGCAAACUAAGUGAAGUCUUAGGUGAAUCAUUAUGGCCGCACCAUAACAGAUUGCUGCAGUGCCUUGUCACUGAAAUUCCUGGACGUUUAUGGGAGGGAAAGGAUGCUCUUCUGGAUGCCCUAGGUGCUCUUUCAGUCUCUUGCCACGAGGCAAUAACUAAAGAGGAUCCAACAGCUCCCACUACCAUCCUGAGUCUUAUCUGUGCUGCAUGCAAAAAGAAACUCAAGAAAUAUCGUGAGUCAGCCUUUUCUUGUCUAGACAAGGUCAUAAUAGCUUUUGGCGAUCCAGAAUUUUUCAAUACUGUUUUCCCUAUGCUAUAUGAGAUGUGUAAGACUGCCUCUGUCAGAACGAGCUCUCAAGCUCUGUCAGCAAGUGAUGCCGUCAAAACAGGUUGUUACACGAUGAGUCCUAUACUUUGA